AUGGAUUCAAAUGACGGCGCGGAUCGGUUCUUCGCCGCGCCUGCACGGCCAGACAUUGAGCGCGAUGCUUUCGACCGCGACAGGGAAUCCGAGCGGGCGUCCAUCAACCGCGAGAAAGAGGAGUUGAAAAAGCAGAAACACGAGACUUCUCAAAUGAAGCAGCACUUGAUGUUCGGUAUCAGCGAGUUCUUCUGGAAAAAGGCGGAGCUGGAAAGUGGUCUGGUUCACGCUCCUGAAUUUCUGGAUGAUGAUCGUCUGCCUGCUCCUCCCCCGCUACAGCCUGAAUCCGACACGGACAGCCAGCUCCAGAGCCCUCCGCGGAAGAAAAAGAGAGGCCGACCCAGGCUAGACAAGCAGCCGGUGUCACCCAUCACCGCCGGCGAGAAAACCCCUGGUGGGAUUCGCCCGCCUUCGACUGUGUCGCCCGCUAACUUUGCAGACGAUGAAGGAGAAGAGACUGACCGUCCAAGACUUGUUCCGAAGAGGGGCAGGGGCCGGCCCAGACUCGACCAAAAAGUUGAGACCGCCGAGGCCGACAAGCAGGACAGCGCCGUCGAGGCAUCAUCUAAUUCGGCCAAGAAGAGAGGCCGGCCGAAGCUCUACCAUGAUACCGGAUAUGGAACCAGACUGCCACUCACAUACUUGUUGCCCAGUGGAGCCACCAUCGAAGCCGAAGAAGCCCGAUUGGCACGUCCCGCGCAUUGGAAGUACGUUAUUCGCUUCAUCAAGGACCGUCAGGCGGCUGCCAAGUUCCGACUCCGUGACUGGCUGGAAGGAAAGAGCAAGGAGUGCAUGGUGUGUUUUGUCGACCUUGGGAUGAAGUCCCUAUGGACUCCAGGCUGCGAAAGGGUUCGGGCAUGCGGUGAGUGCCAAAGGCUGGGCACUCCCUGUCUUGUGCUCGACCCCACGGGUUCGAAAAUGGUCCUGCUCCCGAGAAGCCAUGAGUUUGCCGAAGCUUCUUGA
Molecule: messenger RNA, 963 nt
Organism: Diplodia corticola
Lineage: Eukaryota; Fungi; Ascomycota; Dothideomycetes; Botryosphaeriales; Botryosphaeriaceae
Exons: 3
Coding region: 1-963 (320 amino acids)
Molecular function (GO): DNA binding
Source: RefSeq, a predicted model, not a curated record